AUGGGCCAGUUCGACCCCCUCCUCACUUCCCACGAAUUCGCACAGAAUCCCUACCCCACCUACCACUUGUUGCGGCGCGAAGCUCCCAUAUACUGGAGCGAUCUCUGGGGCUGUUGGAUCCUCACCCGCCAUCGGGACAUUGUCAGUACCCUGCAGAAUCCCAAACGCUUCAGCAGCGUCGGCAGGCUCACCGCCGCCAUGGAACUGCCACAACCCGUUCGGGAACAGGUCCAGCCCUUGGUGCGCCACUAUUCGCAGGGCCUCAUCAAUGUGGAUCCUCCCGAUCACACCCGCCUCCGCCAACUGGUGCAUAAAGCCUUCCUGCCCGGCACUGUCAGCGCCAUGGCCGGUUACGUUGAAGGGAUUGUCGAGCGGCUGAUUGAAGAGGCGCAGCCUCGGGGCAAGAUGGACAUCAUCUGGGACUUCGCCUACCCGUUGCCGGUCACGGUCAUCGCCAAGCUCAUGGGAGUUCCCGCGGCUGACCACGGCAAGCUCAAGCGCUGGUCCGGGAAAAUUGUCGAGUUCAUGGCCACUCCCAAACCUGCGCCCGAGGUGCUGAUGUCAUCCCAGGACGCUCUGUUGGCUCUGCAGGACUACUUUCGAUCGACCUUCAGAAGGCGCCGAGUGGAGCCCAGGGACGAUCUCAUCAGUGCUUUGGUGGCUGCCGAAGAGGCGGGGGAACGACUGACAGAAGAGGAACUCAUCUCGACUUGCGUGACCUUGUUGAUUGGCGGGCACGAGACCACGACCUACCUGAUCUCCAGCGGAGUGCUGGCUCUGAUCCAACACCCGGAACAGUUGCGGAAGCUGAGAGCCAAUCCGGAUGGGGCCAGGAUGGCAGUCGAAGAGAUGUUGCGCUACGAGGGACCCUUCCAGCGCAACCGCCGCCUCGCCACCGAGGCGGUGGAGUUGGACAGCCACCUCAUUGAGAAGGGUCAACUGGUGGUACAAAUGCUGGGUGCGGCCAACCGGGACCCGGCCGUUUUCCCAAACCCGGACUCAUUCGAUAUUGAGCGGCACCCCAAUAGGCAUGUCUCCUUCGGUCACGGUCCACACUUCUGUGUCGGAGCUCCGCUGGCGCGUCUGGAAGCUCCCAUCGCCAUUAAUGCACUGCUUCGGCGCUUGCCCAACCUUGAACUGGCAACGGACGAGCUGGUCUGGAAAAAUACAGUCUUUCGCGGCCUGGAGCGGCUCCCGGUGACUUUCGGGUGA
Molecule: messenger RNA, 1212 nt
Organism: Geodia barretti
Lineage: Eukaryota; Metazoa; Porifera; Demospongiae; Tetractinellida; Geodiidae
Source: the annotation of a GenBank genome assembly